This is a messenger RNA of Acanthamoeba castellanii str. Neff, 1395 nucleotides long. RefSeq lists its product as uncharacterized. The record is from RefSeq and is a predicted model, not a curated record. NCBI's taxonomy places the organism in Eukaryota, Discosea, Longamoebia, Acanthamoebidae. The coding region runs from base 1 to 1395 and encodes 464 amino acids. The transcript has 3 exons.
AUGUCCUCGUACGAGGCCGAGAAAGAACCCAGCGGCUCGCACAAGAGGAAGAGAGAUGAUGGAGAGGGGAGCGAGGGAAAUGGAAUGGAGGGAUUUGUGGACCUUGGUGGCGAGGCAGUCGAGCAGGGAUUCAGCAAAGAGGACGAUCUCCUGCUAGAAGAUUUGAUCAACAGCGCCGAUGGACUGGCAUCAGGCGACCCAGAUGACAUCGACACUGACUUUGGCGUCGUAUUUGCCGAUGGCGCCGAUACGAGCGGCGGAUCCGGAGCUGACGGCUACCACGACGAAGCUGGCCAGCAGCUUGAUGAGGAUGCGACGUCACGGAUCGAUCUGAUGGCGCGAGAGAUCUUGGAGGACUCGAGCCAGUCACAGGGCACCGGGUACGGCCCCGGCCGCAAGAAGCCGCGCCGCCAGUACGCGCCGCCCGGGGGAACCGAAGCGGUCAAGGAGAGCGACGACAGCGGCGGUAGCAGCGACGACGAAGAAGACGACGAUGAAGCAGAGGUGGAGGUGCUCGAGGAAGACGACGAUGGUGACGGUGAUGAAGGCGCCGAUGGCGACAACAGGAUCGGAGGCAAGGGGGUACACAGCCGACCGAAGCGCGGCAGCGUCGACGACGACGACGACGAUGGCGAUGAAGACGAUGAAGACGACGAGGGCCAGGGCGAUGAUGGGAAGGAGUUCAGAGCGCUCGGCUCGAAGGGACUGUUUACGGUGCGGGACGGGGCGGGAGUGGGCCGGACCGCGGCCGCCAAGGCAGACGAUGACAGCGACAGCAACGACGAAGGCGAGGAACAGGAGGAAGAGGGCGGCGACAAAGAAGAGAAAGACGAUGACGACGAUGACGAUGAUGGUGAUAACGAUGAUGAAGAGGAGGGCAUAGAACACACGCUCACGCGAGCAGGCAUGGACCAGUAUCUGGACCUGGACGCCAAGAUCAGUCUGCUGACUCGUGCCGUGCGCCGGUUCGACGCGCGGAGCCAAGUGUCGACGCUCCUCACGUCGGCCCUCCUCCAGCUGGCCAACACACGGCCCGACUUCGCGGCCGAAGUCGAGAAGGAGAUCGAGCACGCCAAGGAGGAGGACUAUGACAGCGACGACGAAACGGAGGAAAAGGUGGAGGUCGAUGAAUCGGAGACCCUGGAGGGCUGGCUGGACGGCGCCGAAGGACGCGACGUGGAUUCACUCCGCGCCUCUUUCCUCGAUGAGUUACUCGAAGUGCCGUUCAAGGCGAAGCUGAACGGGGAGCGGUGUACGGUGGUGCAAGCGGUGGAGGGGGACUCCCUGCUCGUGCGGCAGAACGGCGAGUCGUUCAUCGCGUCGGCCAAGGCCCUGACCGGCGCCAAGGGACGCAACGGCGCCUUCCUCGCCGACUGGAAGCAGAACGGCUAUUAG